AUGGCCUCCCUCGAGCUUGCUGGAACUGCAGCAACAGCAGCAACUGCAGCAGCAACUGCAGCAGCAGCAGGGUGGAAAGCAACACAAGAAGAGAUCAAUAAAACAAUACCUUAUUUACCUCCUUUAUCUGCUGCUGCUGCUCCUGCUGCUGCUGAUGCUGCUGGUGCUGCUGCAGCUGCUGCAGCUGCUAGAACGACUGCAGCAGCAGCAACUGCAGCAGCAGCAGCAGCAGAAGGGUAUGAGGAAGAAGAAGGAUUUGCUGCAGAAGGAGAAGAUGAAUUUCAAGAUGAAGGAGACACUAGCUUCCUACAACAAUCUAAUCAACCCUGCAGCAACAGCAGCAGCAGCAGCAGCAGCAGCAGCAACAGCAACAGCAGCAGCAGCAGCAGCAGCAGCAAGAGUUUUCUGCAAUCCAUAGAUGAUGAAUAUGAUGAAGAUGAUAUCUAUAUAGGCAAAUCAACCCUUCCUUCUUCUCCUUUCCUCAGCAGCAACAUCAUCAGCAGCAACAUCAGCAGCAGCAACAGCAGCAGCAGCAGCAGCAGCAGCAGCAGCAGCAGUAGUAGUUUCCUCGAAUCAAUGGGUAAUUAUGAUUCAUAUGAAUCAGAGUAUGAGGACAUAGAGGUAGCUGCAGCAGCAACAGAGAGUGCAGCAGAAGCAGCAGCAAGAGAAGCAGACAUAAAAGGUAUAUCUAUACUAGAGCUAGGAGGUAUAGGUAAAUUAUUUAGGAAAAAAGGAGAAGAAGGAGAAGAAGAGGAGACACAAGGAGAAGAAGAGACAGAUGAUGAAGGUGACUAUACACCCGAAGGAGGAGGAAGAAAAAAAAAAGGAAUAAAAAGAUUAAUUAAUAGAUUAUUAGGUAAAAGGAAGAAAGGAGCAGGAGGAGGAGAAGAAGAAGAAGAGGAAGAAGAGGGAGGUGGAGGAGGAGGAGGAGGAGGAGAGGAAGAAGGAGGAGAAGAAGAAGAAGGAGCAGGAGAAGAAGAAGAAGAAGGAGAGGAGAGCAGCAGCAGCAGCAAUAGGACAGCAGUAGAAUUAGUAGUAGAUUUUUCCUCUCCUGCUGCACCUAAGUGUGGGGCCCCAGCUGUAUACAGAGGUUAUUUAUCUGUGUCUUCUUUAUUAUUUGUUUCCUUUAAUAUACGUGUCUUGCUUGCUGAGGUACAACAGCAGCAGCAGCAGCAGCAGCAGAGAUUUAUUUCCUUUAUUGCUGCUGGUCUUAGCUUAGAGGUAACAUGCAAGGAGACAGGAGGUUGUCUUCUUGAUGAUUCUAUCAUCUCUUGUGUUAAGGUAUCUUGCCCUAAGCGUAUAGGCGUAAAGGCGGGUAUAAGAGAACAUUUAUCUGCGCAUGCAGCAGCAGCAAAUGAGCAGCUAGAGGCUGUUGCUGCUGUGCUGCAGCAGCAGGAGAAGCCUGAGCUGCUGCAGGAGCAGCAAAGGAAGCAAAUAGCUAUUGCUUAUGCAGAAAGAAUUAAGCAGCAGCAAGAAGAUCAGCAGCAGCAGCAGCAGCAGCAGCAAGCAGCAUUACUUCAGCAGGUACAUCAACAUCAGCAACUCCUUAUUCAGCAGCAGGAGCAGCAACUGCAGCAGCAGCAGCAGCAGCAUGCUGCUGCAGCAGCAGCAGCAGGUGCACCAGUAACUGUUGCUGCUGCAGAAGAACAGGAGGAAGAGGAAGAAGAAGAGCAGCAGCAGCAGCAGCAGCAGCAGCAGCAAGAAAUACCCCAUAAACCAAGACAAAAAGUUAAGCUGCUGCUGCAGGGAGCAGCAGCAGCAACAGCAGCAACAUCAUUAGGGUGGUCUAAACAUUUACGGGCAGCGACCGUCGGAAAUUUUUUAAAGGCAAAUCUUCCACCAGAAGAAACUAAAGAUAUACCUAAUGGAGGUAAUUCCUAG
This is a messenger RNA of Eimeria maxima, 1881 nucleotides long. RefSeq lists its product as hypothetical. Gene Ontology annotation, cellular component: nucleus. NCBI's taxonomy places the organism in Eukaryota, Apicomplexa, Conoidasida, Eucoccidiorida, Eimeriidae. Gene Ontology annotation, molecular function: transcription cis-regulatory region binding. Gene Ontology annotation, biological process: regulation of transcription by RNA polymerase II. The transcript has 5 exons. The coding region runs from base 1 to 1881 and encodes 626 amino acids. The record is from RefSeq and is a predicted model, not a curated record.